Glycine soja is the source of this 1819-nucleotide messenger RNA. RefSeq names its product F-box/FBD/LRR-repeat protein At1g78750-like. NCBI's taxonomy places the organism in Eukaryota, Viridiplantae, Streptophyta, Magnoliopsida, Fabales, Fabaceae. The record is from RefSeq and is a predicted model, not a curated record. The transcript has 5 exons. The coding region runs from base 434 to 1570 and encodes 378 amino acids. Gene Ontology annotation, molecular function: protein binding.
UUCUCUCUUCUUUCAAAAUCUUUCAGACAACACCUCAAAAAACCUCCUCUGGUCACCGACUCUAAUGUGAUUUUUGGCUUGUUAGGGCUGCAGCUUGAAAAAGUAAAUCGAUUAAAACGUUUCUCACAUUCUAUUAUUCAUUUCCCCCAAAAAAAUUCCAGAAAAUAGCACCUUGGCCAAACCCUAACUAUCAAGUUAUUGUCGUUGUCGGUCAUAGUGAGAAGAAUGAUUUUUCUUCUGUCAUUUUUCCUUUUCCUUUUCUAGAAAAUCCCUUAAAUCCUCGACAUCUAGUCACCAACUCUUAUGCCCUCUUCUUUUCCUCCUUUUGUGAUUUCCAUCUUCUUCAACAAAUCUAAAGGUAGUGUGAUGGUUAUAUUCAAAGGUUUUUGUUGUUCUUCAUUUUAGGAAUCACAAUCGUCAGGUGUGGGUAUCAAUGGAAGGAAAAGAAACUGAGGGAAUGUUGAAGAUGACGACAGAUAAGAGACAACAGAAGCGAAGCAGAAGUGACAGAGAAGAGGAAAGGGACAGGCUGAGUGAGUUGCCUGACUGUGUUGUGCUCCACAUAAUGGAAUUUAUGGACACAAAAUAUGCUGUACAAACUUGUGUCUUGUCUAAAAGAUGGAAGGACCUUUGGAAGCGUCUAACUUAUCUUGGAUUCAAUACAACCCUCUUUAACAAUGUUGUCAAAUUCAACAAAUUUGUGUCUCGCGUUCUGUCUGGCCGAGAUGGUUCAGUUUCCCUGCUCAAUCUUGAAUUCACGCGUCGCGGUAUGGCAGAGCCCAAGCUCUUCAAUAGGCUGAUGAAAUAUGCUGUGCUGCACAAUGUUCAGCAGUUUACAGUAUCUCUAAAUUUAAGCUUCAGACAGAGUUUCGAGUUUCGCCCCUACAUCUUUUCCUGUGAGUCCUUGACAUUUCUGAAGCUUUCAUUUAAUUCUUUUGACACCUCGAUUGUAGCACUUCCAGGAUCUCUGAACAUGCCAGCAUUAAAAAGCUUGCAAGUUGAGGCUGUCUCUUUUACUGCAAGGGACAAUGACUAUGCUGAGCCGUUUUCUACCUGUAAUGUGCUGAAUACUUUGAUACUUGAUGGUUGUUCGUUGCAUAAAGAUGCAAAAUUCCUCUCUAUAUCAAAUUCUAGCCUCUCUAGUUUGACCAUAAGUGGUAGCUUUGAAGGAGGAGCUUACAAAAUUGCGCUUUCUACUCCAAACCUUAGUUCUCUCACAGUCACGGGUCAUAAUAAUCACACAAUCUCCUCCGCAUGCAAUCUUUCUUUCCUUGAAGAAGUAACCAUUGACACCCUUGGUUAUACACUUUUUCCGAAUACAGACUUACUCAUCAUAAGCUGGCUGCAAGUUCUCACCAAUGUAAAGAUACUGAGGCUCUAUUCGGGUACCCUUCUGACAAUACUACGGGAUAUAUCAAAUCCUGUUUCGGUGAGUACUCAGCCUCCCUGCUUUGUUCAAUUGAAGUCAUUGAUUUUGGCGAACCAACCAUCUGCAGAUAUAUCUUUUGAGCAACUAAAGAGAGCAGUGGAGUACCUACUUCAAAACUCUCCACAACGUAGAAUUGAUUAAAUCUUCAGGUUCCUUGUUCAUACAUUGUUGAUCCAGGCCCUCAAAGGAUCCUAUGUGGCUCAAUUUGGUGAGAGACUGUUUGUUGGCUUCCUGUAUUACAUGGCCUAGUACUGUGUAGGUUCUUAAUGUCUUUAAUAAGAUUGUAGUUUUGACCUAAAACCAAGAAAAUAUUGUAGUAAUGAUGAGUAGCUGGAAGCUUGGAAUUGUUCCCUUAACUAAGGAAAAUAACAGUUUGAGAAUUCAUCUCUA